GCAAAAAAACAAAAAAAAAAACAAAACAAAACAAAGCAAAACCGAAAGAGAAGAAGAAAUGGCAGAGACGGCGUCGAGUGGUGAAGAAGCUUCGGCUUCAGCACCAGCACCAGCACCAGUAUCAGUAUCAGCAUCAGCAUCAGCAUCAGAUUCUUCAGAGCAGCAGCAAAAGAAAGAAGCUUUAUCUUCAUCUGAAUCAUCGUCAUCUUCUUCAACAUCAAUAGCAUCAAUGGCAGAGGAUCUGCAACGCACUGUGAUCGAAUCCACUCGUUCUCUCCAACACAACUCUUCCACUCAUCUCCGUACCUUACAGGACUUUGUACCACAUGCUUUAUCUCAGUACAGAAGCUAUGAAGAUGCUUUCGUCUCCAAAAUUAAAGAUGAGGUAAUGCGUGUGAGGGAACAUCCAGCUGAGGCUGCUGGGAUUGCCUUAACCUCUGCUUUCAUUCUUCUUCCAGGUCCGAGAAGGUUCUUGUUUCGUCAUACAUUCGGUCGACUACAAAGUGAGGAGGCACAGUUUGUUAAAGCAGAGAAGAAUGUAAAGGAUUUUAAUAUUUCAGUUGAUCUAAUGAAGAAGGAGAGCAAAAAAUUGCUUGAAAGGGCAGAACUCGCUGAAAAGGAUAUGAAAUACGGCCAUACUGAGCUCAGGAAUGCUGGAAGUCAAAUUCAACGCCUUGCGAAAUCAGUCUACAAGGUUGAAACUCAAGCUGCAGAUUUGAUGGAUGGGCUGCGAGAAAUCCCCAGUAGGGAAGCUUUGAAACUUCGAGCAGAGGUUGCUACUAUGACAGCACAUCUGAAGCGGCAGAGGACUGCAAUAAACAAACGGAUAAUGAAGAUUUCUGAUUUGGGGGUUCCUGUGUGAUUAAUAAGAAGAAUAUCUUGAUGAACCCUGCCUCCCGCUCCUUUUUUUUUUUUUUUUUCCUCUCUUCUUCAUUCAACCCCUGUAAUGCAAAAGGAAAGGAGAUGUGUAAUAAGGGAGGAUGUUGGGGCUUUCAUUUUCUGACAUUCGUAGUUCUGAUAGUUAAAAUCAAUUUUGGUUUCAGUUGGCUUAGUUUGUAUACUUUUUGGUUACUUUAUAUUGUUGAACACAAACACUAGCAGAUAAUUCUGCUUGAUAAUUUGUCACUACCCCUCACCCUCUCCCAGUAUAAUCAUUUCAGUUGGCAGGCAUCAACUGAAUACUUCUUUGA
This is a messenger RNA of Quercus robur (English oak), 1190 nucleotides long. RefSeq names its product RGS1-HXK1-interacting protein 1. The coding region runs from base 59 to 862 and encodes 267 amino acids. The record is from RefSeq and is a predicted model, not a curated record. The transcript has 8 exons. Lineage: Eukaryota; Viridiplantae; Streptophyta; Magnoliopsida; Fagales; Fagaceae.